This is a messenger RNA of Calidris pugnax (ruff), 1379 nucleotides long. RefSeq lists its product as uncharacterized. The coding region runs from base 114 to 1379 and encodes 421 amino acids. NCBI's taxonomy places the organism in Eukaryota, Metazoa, Chordata, Aves, Charadriiformes, Scolopacidae. The transcript has 6 exons. The record is from RefSeq and is a predicted model, not a curated record.
UCUCUGUGUGGCUGUUUCCUCUCUGUGCUUGCACCCCUUGCAGUCAGGCGGGUGUGCUGUGAGGCAGCCGGCGGGGCUGAGACCUCGGUCUUCCCCAGGGAGCGUCAGCCAACAUGAGCCUGGGAUGGAUAUGCCUCACGCUCCUCACACCUCUGCUGGCAGCACAGCAGCAGGACAGCCCAGGCACCAACAGCCCCACAGUACUGCUGGAAACAGAAGGAUGCCAGAAGCCCCAGUGGAACAAGGUCCACUUUAACCCAAAGAAGAAGAAUUACAGGCUUAAUGAAGAGGUGACACUGACCUGUUCUGCCAAUAGUCUCCUUCCCCUUGCUGUGAUCAGAUGUGCAAAAGAAAUGUCUCCAGGUUGGAAGAAUGCUUGGGAGGUGAAGGACAUCGAGGGAGCAUGGCAGCGGGUGGUAGUGAGCCUGACCUGCCCCACAGGGAGGUGCCCAAAACCACAGUGGGAGGGAGGAGUCCAGUUUGAACCUAACAAAACUUUUUACAAACUGAAUGAAGAAACGACACUGAAGUGCACUGGAGACCUCCAGCCAUCCUUCCCCGAGGUCAAAUGUGCAAGGCAAUUUCUGCGAAUAGAUGAAAGUUCUGGAAAAGCAGCCUAUGGAGAUGCCUGGUGGGGCAGGAACAGCACAGGUGCCUGGAUAUACAUUGAGGGAGCCGUAGUGUGUGUUGGGAGAUGCUCAAAACCCCAGUGGGAUGAAAGACUCCAGUUUGUACCAAGCAAAAACAGUUAUGAAGAGAACGAAGAACUGACGCUGAACUGCUCUGGAGAUCUCGAGCCGUCCUACACCAAGGUCAAAUGUGCAAGGGAAUUUCUGGGAAUCAGUUCUGGAGAAGCAGUCUAUGGAGAUGCCUGGUGGGGCACAAACAGCACAGGUGCCUGGACAUACAUUGAGAGAGCCGUAGAGUGUAUUGAAACGUGCAAAAGGCCCAGCUGGGACCCCAGACUCCAGCUGGCACCUGACCGGAAGAAUUACAAGAAAAACGAAGAAGUGGUGCUGAGCUGCCCUCAGAAUUUCCAGCCAUCUUUCAGCCAUGUCAAAUGUUCAAGCGAAGUCCAAAGCACCAGAGGUGGGAAAUCAGUAUACAGAGAAGACUGGCGUGGGAAGGACAGCAGAGGUGACUGGAUCCACAUUCAAGUCAACGUUGAGUGCAUUGAGAUCCUCCAGGUUGUCUCUGAGAUUUCCAGCACCAGCAUCACACUGAACUGGACCUGCAGGCUCCCUGAUGCCUGCCAGCACAUGCGGGCCACGUGCCAUCUGGCCUUGCCUUCCUCCCCUCCCUGUGAGGCUGAGGAGGUACAGGGAGAGGAGAUGCUGCAAGGCCAGGAGGGAACAUUCAUUGCCGGGCAAGACCAGUGA